CGACUCGGCGUAGGCAACUUAGUCUCUACAACAGCAUAAUUAAGCGCAACCAGUCGAAAAAUCGAGAAAACAUGCGUCUAAUUAUUACUAUCAUCUCCAUGUUCGCGCUGGCGCAAGCCCAGUUUGGCUUCUUCGACCAAAUGUUCGGCGGUGGCCAGGAACAGCAUCACCAACACCAAGGACACGGCCACGGCCACGGAGGCAACGUGCCCAGCGAUGCAAAUAUGUACCGACAAAGAUACGACCAAUCACCAUGCGACAACUACCUUUGCCCCGAUACCCUCGCCUGCGUCCACUUCCCACACCACUGCCCUUGCGCCUGGGAUGCAAACGAUGAGAAGUUCGAGCUUGGUGAGGGUAAAAGAAUAUGCGCUUCCAAGGGAGGCUUCAAAGACACCGAGACAGCACGAAAGGUCGAACUAGCGAGAAAGGGCCUGUUAUAAACAACACACGGAUACGAAUAAUAUAGACGGGGGAACGCGCAUUGCAUUUUACGCAUGAUAAUUAAAAUGAGCCAACUUGGAGUUUUAUUUUGCAACUGUAGAACAAGAGCAGGCGAAGUUAUUAUUGGAAUUCAAGAUCUAUUAUUUACAAAUUCAAACACAGAGCUGGUAAUUCAAGCCGUAAAGACUUCAAACCAAUUUCUGCCAUCAGCCACCGUCUCCUUUCUGGCAUAUUGCAAUCACAACCUAAACGCCCUGACGUAUUCGCUCAUUGAAAAGAAGUGAAACAAAAAGAACCUAUCUCCCAUCAUAUACUGUGCAUUUGGCGUCACUUUACUUGGUUCCGUUGGGGAUGGGGGGCAUCGGCGGAACCUCGCCAUCGUCGUCUUCAUCUUCGUCGUCCAUGACGUCGUCGGAGUGUCCGAGGAGCUGGGCGACGUUUCGCAUUUCGUAGUGCUUCUUGCGCAUCUCUUCAAAGUGAUGAUGCUUCUCCACCUCUUCUGCCGAAAGGCCGACCAUCGGGUCUUCGGCGGAGGCGGCGUUGCUUUCUUCGUCCAGAUGAACAGACUUGUCUGAGUGGGCUCGGGGCGACGCCGCCGCCAGGGCAUCGUGGUUUUCUUCUUGGACUUCUUCGAAGUAGCCUUCUUCCGGCUCGCCCAGCGAUAGACCUGGUAUGUUAUCAUCAGCACGCGCACGUGCAGUCUUACCGACACGAGCAGCACCCUGAGCACCAGCUUCUUGUGACGCUUGGCCUUCGUCUUCUUCGUCCGAAGGAUCUUCAGCGGGAUCAUAGUGUUUUGCGUAGGGUGUCUUGGGUUCGUCAAUCUUCAUAGUCGAGGUGCGCUCCUGCUCGGUCAGGUAGAGAUUGGCCUCGUCCCACUUGAGGCGCUGCGAGCUCUCCGUCAAGCCGUCCUGGGCGGACUGGCGGCGAGAGGUGGGAGGCUGUCGGGCAGCGGAAGAUGAUCGGCGAUGGCCAGUGUUGAUUUGUGUGUUGGCCAAGGUGAGCUCUUUGCCGGACAUGGACCGUUCGCGAGUCUGAGUAGUGCCGCUGCCACUUGGUUGGUUUCCAGAGGUCUUAAGGAUGCCUAGGGGUAUGGUUAAUGUUGAGCAAAAGAAAGCAUGAAUAUGGCAUAUAACUACCCUUUGGUCGGGUUGAAUCAUUUCCCGAAUGGGGAUUCGCAGCAUGCUCGGUGGACGACAUGGCGAUAUAUGUCUGUUUGUAAUGCGGGGGAGAGCUGGUUUGAGGUAGCCGUUGGACGGUGUCCACGAGGCUUGACGGCGUAGUCUGUGUACUUUAAAGUAAGAGGCACAAGAGUCAAGUGCGAGGUGCAAGACAAGUCAGGCUGGCGAC
Molecule: messenger RNA, 1794 nt
Organism: [Torrubiella] hemipterigena
Lineage: Eukaryota; Fungi; Ascomycota; Sordariomycetes; Hypocreales; Clavicipitaceae
Source: the annotation of a GenBank genome assembly